AUGGCAGAAGCUCCUGCAGACACCCCAGCCCUUCCUGUAACAGUGAAGAAAAAGAAAAGUCUGUCCAUCGAGGAAAAGAUUGACAUCAUAAACGCAGUGGAAAGUGGCAAGAAAAAAGCAGAAAUUGCAGCUGAGUAUGGAAUAAAGAAAAAUUCACUGUCUUCUAUCAUGAAGAAUAAAGACAAAGUUCUAGAAGCCUUUGAAUCUCUGAGAUUUGAUCCAAAGAGAAAAAGACUGAGGACUGCUUUUUACACUGAUCUGGAAGAGGCGUUAAUGAGAUGGUAUCGCAUCGCACAGUGUCUGAAUGUACCAGUUAAUGGUCCAAUGUUGCGUCUAAAAGCUAAUGAUUUUGCCCAGAAACUGGGCCAUAAUGAUUUUAAGUGCAGUAAUGGUUGGCUGGAUCGCUUUAAAUCCAGGUAUGGUUUGGUAUUCAGAGCUCAACCUGCAGAAGCUACAGGUGUACCAGUAGACCCUUCGAUUGUCUGGCAACAAAAUGUACUUCCUUAUUAUUUAAACGACUAUCAACCUAAAAAUGUUUUUAAUAUAAAAGAGACUGGGCUGCUUUAUCGAAUGUUACCUACAAAUACCUUUGCGUUUAAAGGAGAAACAUGCUCUGUUGGAAAGUUAUACAAAGACAGAGUAACUCUGGUGAUUGGCACAAACAUGGACGGCUCAGAGAAGCUUCCUUUGCUUGUCAUCGGAAAAAACAAAAAUCCACAUUGUUUCAAAGGUAUUAAGUCACUGCCUGUGCAUUAUGAAGCUAACAGAAUGGCAUGGAUGACCUCCGAUAUAUUUGAGCAGUGGAUGCAGACACUUGACGAGAAAUUUCAAGCGCAGCAACGCAGAGUGGUGAUUUUUGUGGAAUCUUUGCCGGCACAUCCAGAGGUAAAGAAUCUCAAGUCCAUUGAGUUAGCCUUCUUUCCGUCAUGUUUAUCUCCCAGAUUUAUAGCUAUGAAACAAGGUGUUAUUAAAAGCCUUAAGAUCAAAUAUCGGCAUUGCCUUAUCAAGAAAUUUUUAAGUUCCGUUGAAGGCAGCAAAGAGUUUAUGUUUUCGCUCCUAGAUGCAGUUGAUACACUGCACCUCUGUUGGAGGUCUGUAACCACAGAGACUAUUGUUCAAAGCUUUGAAGAGGCAGGAUUCAAAUGUCCAAAGGAAGAAAGUGAGGCGCCAAGUGCAGAGGGAGAGGCUCCUCUUGACUUUGUUGCUCAGGCGCUGGGCACUGAGGCAGACUUCCCUGAAGGUUUGUCUGUAGAGGAGUAUGCUGCCUUGGACGAUGAUCUGGAGACGUGCGAAGUGGCACCAAAUGACGAUUCCCUAUGUACCAAAGAGAGUAAGUCUGACGAACAUGGAUUCUGUACCUCUGAUGAAGAGGAGGAGGGUGCAUCUCUGGGAACUGAACUUCCUGCACCAUCAAAAAAUGAGGCCAUAACUGCUUUAGAUACUCUUAAGAAAUUUCUUAGAAGUCAAGACAUGAAUGAUGAACUUCACAAUUCUUUAGCAGACCUUGAAAAUUUUCUUAACUCUUUAUCACCUAAGUAG
Messenger RNA from Lepus europaeus (European hare), 1539 nucleotides. RefSeq names its product tigger transposable element derived 4 (gene TIGD4). Bases 1 to 1539 code for a protein of 512 amino acids. Gene Ontology annotation, molecular function: DNA binding. The transcript has a single exon. NCBI's taxonomy places the organism in Eukaryota, Metazoa, Chordata, Mammalia, Lagomorpha, Leporidae. The record is from RefSeq and is a predicted model, not a curated record. Gene Ontology annotation, cellular component: nucleus.